Molecule: messenger RNA, 1584 nt
Organism: Lolium rigidum
Lineage: Eukaryota; Viridiplantae; Streptophyta; Magnoliopsida; Poales; Poaceae
Product: serine/threonine receptor-like kinase NFP
Exons: 3
Coding region: 1-1584 (527 amino acids)
Biological process (GO): protein phosphorylation
Molecular function (GO): protein kinase activity; ATP binding
Source: RefSeq, a predicted model, not a curated record
AUGGAGCCCCGCCGUCUCCGCUUCCCUCUGCUCCUCCUCGUCGCCGUCGUCCUCGCGUGCCGCCGCUGCGGCGCGCAGGACGCCCCCAACGCCACCGUCCCGGCGCAGUUCGCAUGCAUGGUGCCCACGCCGUGCGACACGUACGUCGUGUACCGGACGCAGUCGCCGGGGUUCCUCAACCUCAGCGUCAUCUCCGACCUAUUCGGCGUGAGCCGCGCGAUGAUCGUCAGCGCCAACAACCUGACCACCGAGGACGGGGUGCUGCUGCCGGGCCAGCCGCUGCUCCUGCCCGUCAAACGGGGUGCUCAAACACAUCCGGCGAUACCGAUGCUGAUCCCGGUGUCACAGCGGCCGCAGCUUCCGCCCCUGCAGUAUAGUGCUAGUACCAGAGAUUCUGGUGCUGGCAAGCGCAGCCCUGACGGCGUCACCAUCGCAGUCACCGUCGCGGUGUCUUUCGUCGCGUUCGCCGCCUUGUGCGUGGCGGUUUUCACGUACCGAAGGUACCGUCGUCGCGACAAGGCCACGGUGCACCUGGGAAACAGGUUCGCCGCGAACCCGAGGCUUUGUUGGAACCAGAAAGACUUUCACAGCAGCAGCGCCAUAGCUCGCAUGAUCAACAAUGGAGGCGACAAGCUGCUCACCAGCGUGUCCCAGUUCAUCGACAAGCCUAUCAUCUUCGGCACCGAGGAGAUCAUGGAGGCGACGAUGAACCUCGACGAACGGUGCAGGCUCGGCACCUCCUACUACCGCGCGAAGCUCGACGGGGAGGUGUUCGCGGUGAAGCCGGCGAAGGGCGACGUCUCGGCGGAGAUGCGGAUGACCCAGAUGGUUAACCACGCCAGCCUAAUCAAGCUGGCCGGCAUAUCCAUGGGCGCGGACGGGGAGUACACCUUCCUCGUCUACGAGUUCGCCGAGAAGGGGUCGCUCGACAAGUGGCUGUACCAGAAGCCUCCGUCCUCGCUGUCGAUGCCGUCGUCGUCGAGCGAUCGCCCCGUGGAUACUCUCCUGUGGAACCAGAGGCUGGGCAUCGCGUUCGACGUCGCCAACGGGCUGCUCUACAUGCACGAGCACACGCAGCCGAGCAUGGUGCACGGCGACGUCCGCGCACGGAACAUCCUCCUCACCGCGGACUUCAGGGCCAAGAUAUCCAACUUCUCCGUGGCCACGCCGGCGACGCUGGACGCCGCGGCGACGAGCAGCGACGUGUUCGCCUUCGGCCUGCUGAUCCUGGAGCUUCUCUCCGGCAGGAGGGCCAUGGAGGCGCGCGUCGGCGCGGAGAUCGGCAUGCUGUGGCGGGACAUCCGCGCGGUGCUGGAAGCCGGCGACAAGAGGGACGCGAAGCUGAGGAAGUGGAUGGACCCGACCCUUGGCGGCGUGUACCACCUGGACGCGGCGCUCAGCUUGGCCGGCAUGGCGCGGGCUUGCACGGAGGAGGACGCGUCGCGGCGGCCGAAGAUGGCCGACGUCGUGUUCAGCCUCUCGAUGCUGGUGCAGCCGCUGCCGGUGGGGGACGCGUUCGAGAAGCUAUGGCAGCCCAGCUCGGAUGAGAACAUCGGGAUCGUCAAUGAAGUGGCGGCACGUUAG